AUGAAUAUUUUCAAAUCCGUUAUGCGGAAGCAGGAGAUGGCUUCUAACCCUGCCGCCGACGACACCUGCUGCGCAAUAUGCUACGAGAAGGUCGGCGAGGUCAAGGAGGAGGGCGACCGGGAGGUCUGGCGAUAUCUACCAUGCGGACACCGAUUCGGCGGCGACUGCAUACGACACUGGCUAGGCGUCGCCAGCGUCGAUGAGCCCCAUUGCCCGUGGUGCCGGGUCAGCAUGCGAUGCGACUGCGGUCAUCCCGUAGUGCCCACGAUGAAGCCGGUCCGCAACUACAUGUACUGGGGAUGGAUGCCGUGCGAGAUAUGCCACACCCAACUGCAGAGGUCACGCAAGACGUCGAAAUAUUUACGAGGACAGCUGCUGCCGCGGCUCAGCUCUCUCAUCCACUCGCUCGACCACAACAUGGCGUCCAUCCCAGCCGAGGUCCCCAAGGAGCAGGAGGAGACACCGGCCAAAGAGCCGUGGGAGGACCGCGAAGUAUGGAAGAGGAAGUGGACGGAGCAUUUCUUGGAAGAAGAGAGGAAAGCGUCCGCGUCGAAAUCGUCAAAGAGAUGA
Molecule: messenger RNA, 570 nt
Organism: Colletotrichum karsti
Lineage: Eukaryota; Fungi; Ascomycota; Sordariomycetes; Glomerellales; Glomerellaceae
Product: autocrine motility factor isoform 2
Exons: 1
Coding region: 1-570 (189 amino acids)
Source: RefSeq, a predicted model, not a curated record